AUGAAUAGCCAAUUGGAUAUUAAUAUGUUAAACAUAAUUAGAAUUGUUAUUUGGGAGGAAUUGGCUGAUAUCUACACUUCAGUUGCUAGAAUUGAUAAAAACGUUGCUAAUCAACAACAGUUUAUAAGACAGACUUUUAACGCAGAUAGAACUAAUGUCAUUGAACAAUCUGUAAUCAAAAGACAAAUGACAUAUCUAGUAAGCCAUUCUGAUGACAGGGGUGAGAGAUCGGCUGAGCCAGCUCAGGGCAACAGUGUCAACUACAGUAUCUCUGAAGAAGAGUCUAUUGUAGUUAUAACACAACCAUGGAGACCAAAACGCAGCAGACGUACUUAG
This is a messenger RNA of Phycomyces blakesleeanus NRRL 1555(-), 336 nucleotides long. RefSeq lists its product as hypothetical. Bases 1 to 336 code for a protein of 111 amino acids. The record is from RefSeq and is a predicted model, not a curated record. The transcript is spliced from 4 exons. Lineage: Eukaryota; Fungi; Mucoromycota; Mucoromycetes; Mucorales; Phycomycetaceae.